This is a messenger RNA of Odobenus rosmarus divergens (Pacific walrus), 1428 nucleotides long. It is a transcript of the gene PARS2, whose product is annotated as prolyl-tRNA synthetase 2, mitochondrial (putative). Gene Ontology annotation, biological process: prolyl-tRNA aminoacylation. The coding region runs from base 1 to 1428 and encodes 475 amino acids. The record is from RefSeq and is a predicted model, not a curated record. NCBI's taxonomy places the organism in Eukaryota, Metazoa, Chordata, Mammalia, Carnivora, Odobenidae. Gene Ontology annotation, molecular function: proline-tRNA ligase activity; ATP binding. Gene Ontology annotation, cellular component: mitochondrion; cytoplasm. The transcript has a single exon.
AUGAAAGGCCUGCUGUCAAGAUGCAGAGCACUGUCCGUCCUGGCCAUCUGCAGCCACCAGCUCUCUGGGUCCGGUCCUCACAGGUUUUACCACUGUGACCCUGAGAGAGGGAAGCGCUUGGUGCUGUCUCGCAUGUUCCAGCCCCAGAACCUUCGGGAAGACCAGGUGCUCUCUCUCGAGGGCACAUCUGGCGACCUGACCUGUAAGAGCCAGAGGCUGAUGCUGCAGGUGGGCCUGAUCCACCCAGCAAGCCCCGGCUGUUACCACCUCCUGCCUUACACUGUGCGAGCCAUGGAGAAGCUUGAGCGGGUGAUAGACCAGGAGAUGCGGGCCAUCGGGGGGCAGAAGGUCAACAUGCCCAGCCUCAGUCCAGGGGAGCUCUGGCGAGCCACCAACCGGUGGGACCUCAUGGGCAAGGAGCUGCUAAGACUUAGAGACAGACACGGCAAGGAAUACUGCUUGGGACCCACUCACGAGGAAGCUGUCACAGCCCUGGUCGCCUCCCAGAAGACAGUGUCCUACAAGCAGCUCCCGUUCCUGCUGUACCAGGUGACAAGGAAGUUUCGGGACGAGCCCAGGCCCCGCUUCGGUCUUCUCCGCGGCCGGGAGUUUUACAUGAAGGACAUGUACAGCUUCGACUCCUCCCCAGAGGCUGCCCAGCACACCUACGGCCUGGUGUGCGAGGCCUACGGCAGCCUGUUCCGCAGGCUGGGGCUGCGGUGCAUCAGGGUCCGGGCGGACGUGGGCAGCAUCGGGGGCACUGCGUCUCACGAGUUCCAGCUGCCGGCUGACAUCGGGGAGGACCGGUUUGCUGUCUGUUCUGGCUGCGGCUUCUCGGCCAACACGGAGACACUGCGCUGGCUGCAGACUGACUGCCCGGCCUGCCGGGGCCCACUAACUGAGGCCAGAGGCAUCGAGGUGGGGCACACAUUUUACCUGGGCACCAAGUACUCCUCCAUUUUCAAUGCCCAGUUCAUUGAUGCCCAGGGCAAGCCGUGCCUGGCCGAGAUGGGCUGCUACGGCCUAGGCGUGACGCGGAUACUGGCCGCUGCCAUUGAAGUGCUGUCCACGGAGGACUGCAUUCGCUGGCCCGGCCUCCUGGCGCCUUACCAGGUGUGCCUCAUCCCCCCGAAGAAGGGCAGUAAGGAGGAGGUGGCCGCCGAGCUCAUGGACCACCUGUAUGACUUCAUCAUGGAGGCCCUGCCGCAGCUCCGUGGGGAGGUCCUGCUCGAUGACAGGACCCAUCGGACCAUUGGAAACAGACUAAAAGACGCCAACAAGUUUGGCUACCCCUUUGUGAUCAUCGCGGGCAAGAGGGCCCUGGAGGACCCGGCACAUUUUGAAGUUUGGAGCCAGAACACCGGUGAGGUGGUCUUCCUCACCAGAGAGGGAGUCACGGAAUUUCUGAGCCAAGUGCAGGUUGUCUGA